AUGCGAAAGGUUGUAGUAACCGGACUUGGGCUCGUGACGCCCUUGGGAAUAGGCGUCCGUCGAACAUGGCAACGGCUCCUGGACGGACAGUGCGGCAUCGUGUCCAUCAAGAAUAGGAGCCCAGAAUUUGCAGUUCUGCCUAGCCAAGUCGCUGGUGUAGUGCCUGAGGGUAAGAAGAAGGAUGGGAGGUGGAAUGCGAAGGAAUGGUUGAAUCCGGGGGACGAGCGCAAGAUGGCUCGGUUCGCACAGUAUGCCAUGGUGGCAUCUACGGAAGCUCUGAGCGAUGCUGGUUGGGCUCCCAAGGCAGAGGAUGAUCUUGAGGCUACAGGCGUGUAUAUGGGCUCGGGCAUCGGGAGCCUGGACGAUGUGUACGAUACUACGGUUGCGUACGAGAAAGGUGGAUACAAAAAGGUGUCGCCUUUGUUCGUACCUCGACUCCUCAUCAACCUCGCGGCAGGCCAUGUUUCCAUGCGAUAUGGCUUCAAAGGACCGAAUCACGCAGCAACCACAGCCUGCACGACUGGUGCUCACAGCAUCGGAGAUGCCGCUCGGCUCAUUCAGUUUGGAGACGCUGAUGUCAUGAUUGCCGGCGGCGCGGAAUCAUGCAUCCACCCUCUUGCCAUCUCAGGGUUUGCGAGAGCCAGAAGCUUAGCUACCGACUGGAACGACAGACCGACUGAAUCCAGCCGACCUUUCGAUAGGGAAAGGGCGGGCUUCGUCAUCGGGGAAGGAGCUGGGGUUGUUGUGUUAGAGGAACUCGAGCACGCAAAGCAGCGAGGUGCGAGAAUCUAUGCCGAAGUUGCUGGCUACGGUCUCUCCAGCGAUGCGUACCACAUGACUGCACCUCGCGAAGAUGGCCACGGACCAUAUCUCGCGAUGAAGCAUGCUCUGCGCCAUGCUGGUCUCAAGCCCAGCUCUAUCGACUACAUUAAUGCUCAUGCUACAAGUACGCCUCUCGGCGAUGCGGCUGAGAAUCGAGCCGUUAAAAAUCUAUUGCUCGGAGAAGAGGGGAAGACGACAGCUUCUGAGAUCAACAUGAGCAGCACUAAGGGUGCGAUCGGACAUCUAUUGGGGGCGGCAGGCAGCGUUGAAGCAGUCUUCACGAUACUGGCGUUGCACAAUAACACUCUCCCGCCAACACUCAACCUUAACCAUCCAGGCGACCCACCAGAAGACUUCGACUGUAAUUAUGUCGCCAACACUGCCCAGCAGAAAGACGUCCAUGUCGCAUUGUCUAACAGCUUCGGGUUCGGAGGCACCAAUGCCUCGCUCUGUUUCAGCAAAAUGUAA
Trematosphaeria pertusa is the source of this 1290-nucleotide messenger RNA. RefSeq names its product 3-oxoacyl-synthase-like protein. The coding region runs from base 1 to 1290 and encodes 429 amino acids. The record is from RefSeq and is a predicted model, not a curated record. NCBI's taxonomy places the organism in Eukaryota, Fungi, Ascomycota, Dothideomycetes, Pleosporales, Trematosphaeriaceae. Gene Ontology annotation, molecular function: 3-oxoacyl-[acyl-carrier-protein] synthase activity. The transcript has 8 exons. Gene Ontology annotation, biological process: fatty acid biosynthetic process.